AUGGCCUACGAGAUGAUGCUGUACCCGAAGGAAAAGACACCACAAACCGUGCCGGCCGGUAACUACAUCUCGGACGUCUAUGCACCGUACGCGGAGCUGUUCGACCUGUCGCUACUGCCGAACGACGGUGAAGUCCCGCUCAGUCCCCAGUCGCAGCUGCAGCAGAGCCAACAGCAAGCGUUCGGCGGUCCAGCCCAGAGCCCGGAGUACAUCCCGGCGACAAUCUUCCACGACGUGCCGGCCGGGCCGAUGCAGCAGAUGAAACAGGAGCAACCGUCGGCGGGCUGGUCGGACAGUUGGAGCAUCAGCAGUGGCUACAGCAGCUGCGGAAGCAUCGCCAGCAGCAACCCGGCGUCGCCCGAAUCGACCGCCUCGUCCUACGGGCUACUGGACAACCCGCACCAUCAACCGCUGAGCUCCCAGGCCGCCGGUGGAGGCCACGAUCGUCAUCUGCUGUCGCCGUACGGCCUGGACCAGCCACCAAGCAUCAAGCUCGAGUACGAUUCCGGAUCGGAGACGAGCAUCGAUCUGGACUCGCUGCUCGGUGGUGACUCAUCGCCGUACCACCACUCGCAGGUGCCCUCACCGGCCGUGAUCAAGGUGGAGAACAGCGGCUACCCUCUGCCAACGGCACCGGACCAGUCCGCCACGGCGAAACCGCAAGGCUUCCAGAUACUGCGGGAGCACCUGCAGGACACGAGCUUCCAGCGUCGGCACAAUCUGAAACCGUUAGAGCUGGAUUCGCUGAUCGGAGGACUCACAACACAUGCCGACAUCGGGCCGGUGUUUGAGUUUGCGCUGCAGGAGAUGAAGAACGGUGUCCAGGCGACCUGCACCGAGCUAGGGAUCUCUUCCGAUCCCAAGCAGUGGUCCACACCGAAGGUUCACCAGUGGCUCGAGCUGGCCAUGGGCAAAUAUUUCCUGCCCCGCCUGGACAAUCUGGCCGCGCUGUUCCCAGAAAACGGAGCCCAGUUGGCUUCGCUUCCGCUGGAAGAGUUUGUUCGACGUAUCCCGCAGGGUGGUGACAAACUGCACGGAUACCUGGAGCUCUGGAAGCAGAUCCAUCGCUUGAUGGUAGGUGAUAAUACCACCGUGGACAGCAUGGUCACCGAGACGACACUGGCUACCGGUGGUCUGCCCAUGUCCACGCCGAUACCAUGCGGUUCCCUGAAUGCAGCCCCGGUGGUUACGACACCAGGUUUCUCGGGCAUGUCCGAUGCCAAUCGGAUGAUUCCCUCGGGCCCAGGAAGCAAUCUCGGUGCGUCGAACAGCGGACCAACGUCGACACACAGCGCCAGCCCGACGAUGCUCGACAACUUCGACAGUGACUCGAUGACCGGAGAUGCUAGCGAUGAUGAGGACGAAGAUAUGCCCCCGGAGCGUUCCGGAAGCUCGUCGUCAGCGGGUGGAGGACCAUCGACAAGCCAGGCAGCCGCCGGUCAGACAAGCCCCGCUCCGGCCAAGGUUCGCCACGGUGGCUCGCACAUUCACCUGUGGCAGUUCCUGAAGGAGCUGCUCGCCUGCCCGGAGCAGCAUCAGAACGCGAUCCGUUGGAUCGAUCGGUCGAAGGGGGUGUUCAAGAUCGAGGACUCGGUACGCGUCGCCCGGCUCUGGGGAAGGCGCAAGAAUCGGCCCGCCAUGAACUAUGACAAACUGUCUCGCUCCAUACGCCAGUACUACAAGAAGGGCAUCAUGCAGAAGACGGAACGCUCACAGCGACUUGUGUACCAGUUCUGCAGUCCCUACGCGCUAUAG
This is a messenger RNA of Anopheles coustani, 1755 nucleotides long. It is a transcript of the gene Ets98B, whose product is annotated as DNA-binding protein D-ETS-4. NCBI's taxonomy places the organism in Eukaryota, Metazoa, Arthropoda, Insecta, Diptera, Culicidae. Gene Ontology annotation, biological process: regulation of transcription by RNA polymerase II; cell differentiation. Gene Ontology annotation, molecular function: DNA-binding transcription factor activity, RNA polymerase II-specific; sequence-specific DNA binding. The coding region runs from base 1 to 1755 and encodes 584 amino acids. Gene Ontology annotation, cellular component: nucleus. The record is from RefSeq and is a predicted model, not a curated record. The transcript has 5 exons.